ACUCGUCAUUUUUGAAGCAGAGCCUAUGACGACGUGUCAGGCGCUCUCGUAACUUUAGAAUAUUGACUCGAACAAACGGCACCCACGAAGAUUUCGGAAAUAUUAUCACCUAAUUAAUUUAAAAUGCAAUAUUUGCGUGAUGUUAGUGAUGUCAUGCAUGGUGAAUACGGCUCCGUGAUUGGCCAGGAAAUAGAUACAGGAAGAGUUGGUGGAGAAAAUUAACCGAGUUUCCUUGACUUUGUACUGAACGCAGCGAAAAUAAUAAAUCACCAACUUAUCUGAGUCUGUUUUCUUCGAGUUUGACGGUUUUCUUGUCCGCGUACGAUUAAAAGAAACUUGCUUGGAUUCGAGGAGUGUGGCAGGUUUAUUCAACCGUCGUGAGGCAAGAGUACAGGUGUAAAAUCACGCUGGAAAGUUGGCUUCAGUAUAUUGGCCCAUUAUAGGAAGGUUAUCCGCUUCGCUCGAAGCAUUUGACGUGAUGAAUGAGACUUUCUUAUAUGGUGUGAAAGAGUGAAUGGAAGUUGUUCAAUGAAAAAUUCCAUUUUGGAAGUUUGCAGUGGUAUAUUUGAUACGGAAACUUCUUUCGAAUCGAAGCAAAAAUGGAUCGUAUUUUGGGCAGUAAAGACGGCAUAAGUUUUGACCCUCUGCCUCAUUUUCCGACUUCUGAUCAAGACGUGUGGUGCAUCGAUGAAGGAGCGGCACUUGAAGAACUAUACGGUAUGCUGACUGCUGCCGAACAAGCAUCGUACAAUAAUGGUCACUUAAAUCAAGUAUUGGAACUUCAGGAUGUGAACCACAAUCAGACUGCACCCCAAAACCAAAUGGAACACAUUCAGUUAUACAACAGGCAAUAUCCCGUGGCGUCCAAUCACAUUGCGUCGAUCCCCGCUCUGUCUAACCAAGGCACAACGAGAUUGAACCAUUUUCAACCGGUCAACCCACAAGGAAACUAUCAAAUGCCUGUGCAGAACCAAUCGAGUGUUCUUCCGCUUCCUCCUCCGUACGAGGCGAACAAAAAUGACAUCGACAACCCUUUAACGCAAAGUUUGUUUCCCCCGGCGAAAAUACCGUCUUUCGAAAAGCCGAAGUCGUUGGAAGCGCAAGUGGACUCGGCAUUUGUCACUUUUGUGGAUCUCAAGACGUUCUAUGAAAAGGACAGUGUCGCCUACAAGGAAAGUCAGAACAAAGACUGGAUUAUGCUUCCGCAUUUGUUCGAAUAUAUUUGGAAGAUCCCGACAAAGUGCAAGCAAAGUCCGCAUUCGUUGAGCGGUCACCCGAUGCUGCGCAUAUUAUCAAAGACAACGUCGGACAAGUAUUGCUGAAUAUCAUGACCGACAAAAAUGAUCAUUGGAUUAAAGUGAAUCUAGACGACGCAGGCAGCGAGGUUUAUAAACUCUCGAAGGUUAAAGGUGAGGAGCGCAAUCUUUUUCGCGUUGGACUGAAGCUGCUUUUUAAAGAUGCGAACAAUUGGAGGACAUUUUACAGCGAUUCGUUUCAAGUGAAAAGCAAACCAAAGACAGCCGAAAUUUCUUACGAAGAGUGCGAAAAGCCAACUGUCAAAGUUGAGCCAGAACUGACAAAGAGACCGGUAAAGCGUCUAAGAAUGGACGAACAAGAUAUUACGACAAGUCCGCUUAGUAACGGCUCGUCGAUAUUUCCCGAAGUGAUCACGGAUCACCUCGAGGCGACCACAGCGAACAUCAAACAGCUGAAAGUCAGCAAUCCCAUUCAGACGCCACGUGGCGACAUCGCGUAUCACUUCAAACUGAAGGGCUUUUCGAACAGUCUGCAGCUGGAGGAAGGCGAUUUGAUUGGCUUCUUCGAGAAUCCAGAGGACGGAAGCAGCGAGAUACGGAAGCUGACAUGCGACAAUGCACCUCACGCCAAGUUGGCGGGUGUGAUAAGCCGUUCCGCUUGGAUCGAAGGAAAAACUCCUGGGGACGAUGAUAAAGAGCGCACAGAUGUUGUUUGCGUCAUUGGCGUGGUCAAAGUCAAGGUGAGAGGUGUCGUUGAAAAUGGCGAGCGUAUCUAUGCAUCCAUAAAUUCAUAUCCGGGAAUGGCUAUGCCGGAACACGUGAUCAAACAAGUGACGUCACAAGACCUUACACUGAUUGGUCAAUCGCUGGAAACGGUGAACAACGUUAGUCCAGGAGUCAGUCUUGUCUCGUGUUUCGUUUCCAUUCUCCUGAGUAUUCAGACGCAGCACACGACCAAGGCUCUUAGUGACAUGCGCGUUGACGUUCUUGGAAAUGUAGACAAGAAGAUUUUUACUGCAAAGCGAAUUAUUGUUAGAGGUAUUGGUUUGAAGUUGCUGAUAUUUUUUAUCUUCCUCGGCCUCCUUGGUGUGUUUUUGUAUCAGGUGUAUGCUCCACUUACUGCAUACCGAUACUGGAGGUGCUCCAUGGGCUCCGUCGACGAUUCGACGUCGUCGUUCACAUUUACAACUUUCAACUUCCAGGUUCCUCGCGUUAACGGAAUCGAAUUUACAUUCGAUAAACUUCAGGACAAGCUCGAUGAGAAGUAUGUGCGGAAAAAGAACGAUUCUACCGAUCGCUAUUAUCUGAACAUCGAUCGGUGCGCAGUCGGUGGUCGUCCAGCGUAUGGUAUUCGCGGGCCCAAGUUCUUCGUCAUCGACGGCAAAUGCAACGUGGCUUAUUACUAUUUUAGUGGUACUUACAGGAGAUAUAACUCGGGGAGAAAUUUUUUGUGCUCUUUUCAUCAAGAUAACUGCGUCGGAUGUGACAUAAGCGAAACGUCGUCCAGAACUAGUCCACUGAAUGUCACUGGCAAUUAUUCUAUGAAUGUUACCCAACAUCCAUCCUCUGCAGAAGACAAGUGCUUACGAAAUAGAACGCACACGGGCAGUGCCAAUUUCAAAUACAUUUCGCUUUCUGGGAAAAAGGUAACAGUUGAAGGUAUCGAGGUGACUGUGGAGGAUUUAAGAAGUUUGUUCGAAAUGAAAAUAAAAGGAGUUCGUUCUAGCUUAGAUGAAGAUUCAAGACUGGAGAAUAUAAGGACUUGAUUUUCAUCAUCAGAUUGCUACCGUCAAGGGCACUGUAGACCGGUGAUUGCUACGGUACAGAUGUACCGAAAAAGAACUCUCAUUUUUCAUGCGGACUUACAAUCGAAAUAGAUACAUAAAAUGUUCUCAAAUUAAAUCUUCAUGUAUUUUUCUA
Molecule: messenger RNA, 3176 nt
Organism: Xenia sp. Carnegie-2017
Lineage: Eukaryota; Metazoa; Cnidaria; Anthozoa; Malacalcyonacea; Xeniidae
Source: RefSeq, a predicted model, not a curated record